This is a messenger RNA of Trichobilharzia szidati, 1122 nucleotides long. NCBI's taxonomy places the organism in Eukaryota, Metazoa, Platyhelminthes, Trematoda, Strigeidida, Schistosomatidae. The record is from the annotation of a GenBank genome assembly.
AUGGGUGUUUUUUUAUUAUUCAACUUUGUACAAUCACUAGUUGACUGGUUCCAUGAAUUUUAUAAACUGUCAUCCUAUGUUCGCUUGGAUCGUUUUCCAAAUUCACAAAUUCGUUCAGCUGAACUUAUAAUAGAACAUCGUACUGAUGAACAUAUGAUAUCUUCACAUUCAUCAAAUGUACCAAUGUGCAAUCGAAUAUGUUCAAAUAAUACUCUUGAAAAACAACAGACUGCUCAAUUCACCUGUCCUACAAUAUCUGCGAUGCCUAUGGAUUUAGGACAUUCAAUAUGCGCUACACAUUCAUUUCCUAGUUUCACUGAUGUGUCGAAUUUUGAUUGGACAACUAGACAAAACAGUAUAUUAUGCAAAAUGCAUCACGACAAUUCAUCCGCUAAUGAAACACUUGAUCAUUCGAAUAAAACAGAAGUAAGUAAAACAAAAAAAUGGAGAAGUGGAAAAAGCCAAUUGUCAAUAAAUACUAAAAAGAAGAAACAUGAGGAAAAUGGAAAAAAACUUGGCGAUGAUGGUGGUGGUGAUGAUGAAGACGACGAUGAAGAUGAAUCCAGCAUAGAUAGUGAUGACGAGGAAUCGAUGGAAAAUUGUAUUAACAUCUUUCCACCUGGUAUAGAUAUCUUGCGUAUAUCAACCGACUCUGAUCUUUCUCCGUCGAAGUUAAGGCGUUCAAUCGAUCAUAAUGGUGAGAGUAAAGGUUGUUCUACAAGUUAUUCCUACCUAAUGAGUACGUCAAAGCGUCAGAAACGAAAGCCUCCAAUAGCAGUUGGGCAGUUGACGAAAUCGAAACUAGAUUCUGAACAAAUCUACUCAAACAGUCUUUCAUUAUCUCAGACCACAACAAAUACAUCAUUAAGGAAUUUGUAUGAGGAUUAUCUUCGUACUGAUUUUACCAAACAGCCAGAAAGAAUCGAUAAAUAUCAUGAAUAUGACUUGACAUCUCCUAACCCCCUAUCAUCCAUAUCAGUAGACAAGGAUUCAUUGGAAGUGUAUACGGAAAAGAAAUACAUCUUCACACUUAUCCGAGAUGAACUGUCUUCCUUGAAAAUGCCUUACAGUGAUUGUACAAAGUUGAAUAAUAAAAAAACACCCAUGGUGAAAAUGCAUUGA